GCGGGACUUCCGUUGUCAAGGGAAAUGUCCGGAGCUGCUGCUGUUUUUGUUGCUGAGUGGUGCCCGGUCUGAGCUCCCAGUGACCCUUCAGAAUCACCAUAUGUCCUAGAUGGGAUAAACUGCAGCCAUGUUCAGCUUCGAGGGAGAUUUCAAAACCAGGCCAAAAGUAUCACUGGGAGGAGCAAGCAGAAAGGAAGAAAAAGCAUCUCUGCUCCAUCGAACCCAGGAAGAAAGGCGGAAGAGAGAGGAAGAAAGGAGAAGACUGAAGAAUGCAAUAAUUAUCCAGUCCUAUAUAAGAGGCUACAAGGAUAGAAAACAGCAAUACUCCAUCCAAAGAAGUGAGUUUGACUUCUGUGCUAACUCGGCGACUUCUGGUGCACCUUCAGUAGAUGGAAGAAACCUUACGCUUCUUGUGCGAAAACUGCUCUUUUUCUACAGACAGACUGAAGAUUCAAAGCGUUUGAUAUGGAUAUGUCAGAAUUUGAUCAAAUAUAAUUCCCAGUUUGUAAAACACCUCGCAGGCCCAGACAGACUUACUUGUCUGUACCAGAUCAAGAGGCUAUUGGGGUUAUGUUGUAGGUUAUUACAGCAUUGCUAUGAUGACAGCAUCAACGUUGCACUGCCCAUGAGAAUGGUUGAAGUAUUUUCAUCAGAAAACACUUACUUACCUGUCCUUCAAGAUGCCGUCACUGUGGCCUCAUUAGUUGAACAAAUUUUGCACUACAUGAUCCAGAAAGGUUACUACCGGUCACUUUUCUUGUUAAUUAACAACAAGCUCCCAUCCAGCGUUGAAUAUACUGAUGUCUCCAGAGUUCCCAUUGCAAAGAUUCUGCUGGAGAAUGUCAUGAAACCAUUGCACUUUACAUACAACUCCUGCUCGGACAGUGCAAGGCAACAGGUUUUCACUGCCUUUACCAGAGAGUUUCUGGCCGCACCUUACACCGAUCAGAUCUUCCAGUUCAUCAUUCCAGCACUGGCGGACGCACACACCGCUUUCCCAUACGAGCUCUUUCUGAAUGCAUUACUAGAGGAGCAGGUUCAUCGCCCGCACCGAUGUGACCAGACCCCUUGGCUUUUCUAUUUUGUGCUUACAGUUGGGGAAACGUACUUGAGCACUCUGUCAGAAGAGGGGAUGCUUGUAUACUUGAGAGUACUUCAGGUCUUUCUCUCUCAGUUACCAGUCUCCACUGUUGCAAAUCAUCAGGAGCUUGCCAGUGAUUCUGAAGACGAUGAUGAGGAUAUCAGCAAAAUGGUCACCACAAUUGGUGAUGGCAAGUUGUCUGUGCAAUAUAUCACAGAGGAGUGCCUAAAGAAACUAGACACCAAACAGCAAACGAACACCUUGCUCAACAUGGUCUGGAGAGAUUCUGCUAGCGAGGAGGUCUUCACUCUUAUGGCCUCAAUCUGCCAUACACUAAUGGUACAGCACCGCAUGAUGGUUCCCAAAGUCAGGCUCCUGUACAGUCUAGCUUUUAAUGCAAGAUUUUUAAGACAUCUUUGGUACUUAAUCUCUUCGAUGACGACUAAGAUGAUUACAGGGUCAAUGGUGCCACUCCUCCAGGUGAUAUCCAGAGGCUCUCCCAUGUCGUUAGAGGACUCCAAUCGGAUCAUCCCUCUGUUUUAUCUUUUUAGCUCCCUCUUUAGUCAUUCCCUGAUUUCUAUACAUGAUAAUGAAUUCUUUGGUGACCCCAUAGAAGUAGUUGGCCCAAGACAAUCUUCAAUGAUGCCUUUCACAUUAGAAGAGUUGGUCGUACUCUCGCGCUGUCUGAGAGAUGCUUGUUUAGGAAUCAUCAAGCUGGCUUACCCCGAGACAAAACCAGAGGUGCGAGAAGAAUACAUGGCAGCGUUCCGAAGUGUUGGUGUCACCACGAACGUGGAGAUGCAGCAGCGUAUUCAAACUGAGCAGAAACGAUGGAUUCAGCUAUUUAAGGUGAUUACCAACUUGGUAAAGAUGUUAAAGUCUCGGGAUACCAGAAGACACUUUUGUCCGCUCAAUCAUUGGCUGUCCGAACAAGAGAAUAUUAAAGCUGAUAAGGUAACACAGCUUUAUGUACCGUCUGCAAGACACGUAUGGAGGUACCGGAGAAUGGGGAGGAUAGGACCUCUACAAUCCACUUUAGAUGUGGGUAUGGAGCCUGCGCCCCUGUCAGUUUCUGAAGAGAGACAGUUAGCCAUAUUGACUGAACUUCCCUUUGUAGUUCCUUUUGAAGAAAGAGUAAAGAUCUUCCAAAGACUGAUCUAUGCGGACAAGCAAGAAGUGCAAGGUGAUGGGCCGUUUUUGGAUGGGAUUAACGUCACCAUUCGGAGGAACUAUAUAUAUGAGGAUGCGUAUGAUAAAUUGUCUCCUGAGAAUGAGCCUGAUCUCAAGAAGCGAAUCCGUGUCCAUUUACUAAACACUCAUGGUCUGGACGAGGCCGGGAUUGAUGGUGGAGGAAUUUUUAGGGAGUUUCUAAAUGAGCUGCUGAAAUCUGGAUUCAAUCCUAACCAGGGAUUUUUUAAGACCACUAAUGAGGGUUUGCUGUACCCCAAUCCUGCAGCACAGACGCUCGUUGGAGACUCGUUUGCCAGGCACUACUAUUUCUUAGGCAGGAUGCUGGGAAAGGCACUGUAUGAGAACAUGCUUGUGGAGCUGCCCUUUGCCAGUUUCUUCCUAUCCAAGUUACUUGGCACCAGCGCUGACGUGGACAUCCACCACCUGGCUUCUCUGGAUCCAGAAAUGUACAAGAACUUACUGUUCCUGAAGAGCUAUGAAGAGGACGUGGAAGAUCUUGGGUUAAACUUUACUGUGGUUAAUAAUGAUCUCGGGGAAGCGCAGGUGGUAGAACUGAAGCUUGGAGGCAAAGAUAUCCCUGUAACAAGUGCCAACCGAAUUGCUUACAUCCACCUCGUCGCUGACUACAGGCUAAACAAGCAGAUCCGCCAGCAUUGUCUGGCCUUCAGGCAAGGUCUUGCCAAUGUGGUCAAUUUGGAAUGGCUCAGGAUGUUUGAUCAGCAGGAAAUCCAGGUCUUAAUUUCUGGGGCACAGGUUCCAAUCUGUCUUGAUGAUCUGAAGUCUUUCACAAACUAUUCAGGCGGAUACUCUGCUGAUCAUCCAGUGAUCAAAGUUUUCUGGAGAGUCGUGGAAAACUUUACUGAUGAGGAGAAGAGAAAACUACUGAAAUUUGUGACAAGCUGUUCUCGGCCUCCAUUAUUAGGUUUUAAAGAGCUGUAUCCUGCCUUCUGCAUCCAUAAUGGGGGGUCUGAUCUGGAGCGACUUCCCACUGCAAGCACCUGCAUGAACCUUCUCAAGCUUCCAGAGUUUUAUGAUGAGAAUCUUAUGAGGAGCAAACUGCUUUACGCUAUAGAAUGUGCUGCCGGCUUUGAACUGAGCUGAGUCGAACUUAACCUCCAAUGUGGGAUUGAAAACUGGUGCCUACAUAGAAUUCCCCAUGAAACUGAGACAUUUCAGGAAUCCUGGCUUUAUGACAUCAGUAGUAGACAUGAAAUUUGCCAUCGACUUUCAUCAAGUAAAAAUUGCUGUUUUAUUGAGAACAAUUUUCCAAAAAUAAAAUCACUAUUUAAAUAAUGUGACCAGUCUGCAAAAAAUUAACCAAAGAUGAUCACUUGGCUUAAUGCUGUUUGGAUCGAAAACCUCCAGAUGCUGGCGGUAUGUAUAUACAACCAGCAGACUGGUACCAUAAAGGCAUAAAACAGGGUCCGGAUCAUCUACAGUAGACAUCUCUGCCAACGACCAGCAGAGCAAAGGCGCCUUACGGCCAAUCCUGCCUGCAUCAGAAAUAGUACAAGAAUUUGAACUGUCUCCAUUGUGUUCCCUUCACUACCUGCCCCAUUGGCUGGUAGACGUCAAGCAUCAUUUCUAGUAUUUUAUUUCUAUUAAAAAGACCCCUAUGGAGAGAUUGUACUAUGGGUUUUAAGUGCUUCUGUACAAUGUACAUCACGAUAAAGUUGUGAAUAUACAAAAAUUGCUUUGCUUCAGUUCUCAUAACUGUACAGAUUUUUUUUUAUCAGAUUUAUUGUUUUUUGUCAUGUAGUACAGUCCACUGUCAUGGCUCUGGAGGAGAAUAUAUGGUAACAUCUAUUAAAUAUUAUUUCAGACUCGG
Molecule: messenger RNA, 4100 nt
Organism: Bufo gargarizans (Asiatic toad)
Lineage: Eukaryota; Metazoa; Chordata; Amphibia; Anura; Bufonidae
Product: ubiquitin-protein ligase E3C-like
Biological process (GO): protein polyubiquitination; ubiquitin-dependent protein catabolic process
Molecular function (GO): protein binding; ubiquitin protein ligase activity
Source: RefSeq, a predicted model, not a curated record